Molecule: messenger RNA, 2211 nt
Organism: Mastomys coucha (southern multimammate mouse)
Lineage: Eukaryota; Metazoa; Chordata; Mammalia; Rodentia; Muridae
Gene: Map2k6
Product: mitogen-activated protein kinase kinase 6
Exons: 12
Coding region: 603-1400 (265 amino acids)
Biological process (GO): protein phosphorylation; MAPK cascade
Molecular function (GO): ATP binding; MAP kinase kinase activity
Source: RefSeq, a predicted model, not a curated record
UGAAAUAAACACAGCUGGAAAACCGACCACCUAUUGUUUUUCUUUCUGUUAGGAAAUGAAAGAGCCAUUUAUCAAAGGCAUAGAGCACUGGGCUCCCUGAGUUACUUCUGGGAUUUAUAGCUGCGGGGCUGGUUAAUGAUCAAUGCCACCCCUGGGUGUCUGAAUUGGCCUGCUAACCUUCUGCCUCCUUGAGUGGCUUCCCCUGCCCUGGAACAAUGAACUCUGGAGUUUUGCUACCACACAGAGCAGGAGGCGGAGCCUGCUCUGUUCUUUGCCUCCCGCUGAACAGCUGAAGCGUGCUGGCUUUGGAGCUUAGCGAAUGAUGGCUUCUGCCGGGAUUCCUUCUGCCUGCUCCCAGUUUGCAGCUUCGCAGGCCUCCUGGGAGCCCUUGAAGCUUCUGGAGAUGGUCAAGCAAGAAGCGAAACCCUGGCCUUAAGAUUCCAAGAGAAGCAUUUGAACAACCUCAGACCAGUUCCACGCCACCUCGGGAUUUAGACUCCAAGGCUUGCAUAUCUAUUGGAAACCAGAAUUUUGAGGUGAAGGCAGAUGACCUGGAACCCAUAGUGGAGCUGGGGCGAGGUGCGUACGGGGUGGUGGAGAAGAUGCGCCACGUGCCCAGCGGGCAGAUCAUGGCGGUGAAGCGGAUACGGGCCACAGUUAAUAGCCAGGAGCAGAAACGGCUACUGAUGGAUCUGGAUGUUUCCAUGAGGACAGUGGACUGUCCAUUUACUGUGACCUUCUAUGGCGCACUCUUCCGGGAGGGCGAUGUGUGGAUCUGCAUGGAGCUCAUGGAUACGUCACUAGAUAAAUUCUACAAACAAGUUAUUGAUAAAGGCCAAACAAUUCCAGAGGAUAUCUUAGGAAAGAUAGCAGUUUCUAUUGUAAAAGCAUUAGAACAUUUACACAGUAAGCUCUCUGUGAUCCAUCGAGAUGUCAAGCCUUCUAACGUGCUCAUUAACACACUGGGUCAAGUGAAGAUGUGUGACUUUGGAAUUAGUGGCUACCUGGUCGACUCUGUUGCUAAAACGAUCGAUGCCGGUUGCAAACCAUACAUGGCUCCUGAACGAAUAAAUCCAGAGCUCAACCAGAAGGGGUACAGUGUGAAGUCUGACAUUUGGAGUCUCGGCAUCACCAUGAUUGAGCUGGCCAUCCUUCGGUUUCCCUAUGAUUCUUGGGGAACGCCCUUCCAGCAGCUGAAGCAGGUGGUAGAAGAACCAUCUCCCCAGCUCCCGGCAGACAAGUUCUCAGCGGACUUUGUUGACUUUACCUCACAGUGCUUGAAGAAAAAUUCCAAAGAACGGCCCACAUAUCCAGAGCUUAUGCAACAUCCAUUUUUCACCGUACAUGAAUCCAAAGCAGCAGACGUGGCAUCUUUUGUAAAACUGAUACUUGGGGACUAAAAAGCCAUGGACUUAACUGGUCGACCCUACUGUGGAUUGGUGAGCUUACAGGGCGGAGUGAGUUCACUACAGCGCCAACAGAAAGUCGUCUUGUGAUCAUUGAACCCCGCCUUUCUGAGGGGUUUCCUCUCCCUGGUUUUCUUUUUCCUCUCCAAAGGGGGCCUUGAAAUCUCUAGCCCAGGCUGAACUCUCUAGAUGGGUGAAAUACGACGAAGGCUUAGGACUUGAAAAGGGGAUGAAAUAUUUAAUGGCAAGUCAGACGAGUCCUCAAGCUUCUCAGAUCUCUCGUGUUCUUUACGAAAUGAAUGCAUCGACCCUGGUUACAAGGUGCUACAGUAGUGACGAGAUUGUAAAGUAGAUUCGUAGUGUAUCCCACUUAUUUUAAUAUUUAUGUUUCAGUUCUUGGUUGGAAAUAUUCCACUUUAUGCAAGAAGGGAGAUACAGAGGCAGGGCUGACUUAGCAGUAUUUAUAGGGCUUUUAUUUUUUGAGUUCAAUCAUGUCUGUGGUCCAGAGGAAGUUAUUUAAUAUGCAUUUUAAAGGAUAUUAUAAAAAUCUCAAGCAAAGGGGCUCUUCCUGUGCAGUGUGGCUUGCAAGCUCUCAGAGCUGCUGCUCCCGACCUUCAACCCAACCGUGGGUGAUCAUCGCAUCUUUUGAAUGAUUUGUCAACGUUAAUGUUCCUCACCCCCCACCCCCCAACUUUGGAAAACAUGAAAGUCACUUGUAUCAUGGCUCAAAGAGUUAAAAAAUACAAUGGUUCUCUUCAAAUUUGUGGUAUAGUAUUAGUGAAAAAAUGAAAAUAACGGAAAGUGA